This is a messenger RNA of Miscanthus lutarioriparius, 495 nucleotides long. The record is from the annotation of a GenBank genome assembly. Lineage: Eukaryota; Viridiplantae; Streptophyta; Magnoliopsida; Poales; Poaceae.
AUGGUCGCGUCCUCGCGUGAGGCUCUCAAGUGGGGCAAAUCAGAAAAUACAUGGGACAAAAGAAAAGGAGAUGGAGGUGAUGGUGCCUGGGAGAAGAAGUCGGAUGAAGGCCAUGGCAAUUGGGAGCAUCCCAGCAACCGGAAUGGGCAGAGUUUGAAUGUAGAUCAGGACACGUGGGGAAAUGACAAGGGCAAAAAGAAUGCAGAUGGUAACUGCCAAUGGGAGGAGCAAUCAAGCACUUACAAACGGAAGAAGACAAAUGCUGAUCAUGAUUCCUCCUAUAACAAUGUGAUGCCACCAUCAGGCAAUGCUUGGAAUGCUGGAGAUGGAAUUGGAAGACCAAAUGCCAAGUCUAAUGCAGGAUCCAGUUGGGGUGAGAAAGAUAAGAUGGAGUCUGAUGAGCAUAUAAAAGUCCCAAAAGAAUCAGACACAUGGAAUACAGGGAAAUCAAAUGAAAGUCCAUGGGAUAACACUGAUGCACUACAGGAUUCCUAG